AUGCCUUCAACGCCAUCCGACACGGUGGCCUUCAUUGGUCUCGGGGUGAUGGGAUAUCCCAUGGCCAAGAACCUCCGAGCAGGACUGGGCCGUGACAAGAAACUGCUCGUCUGCGACGUUAACAAUGACGCUCUCCAUCGCUUCAAGGCCGAGACGGAGGGACAGGGACCGGUGGAGAUAGUCAACAACGGCUUCGAAGCAGCCAAGGAAGCAGACGUGGUUAUCACGAUGCUCCCGGGAUCAGAAGCCGUCAAGACGGUCUACCUGGACCCUCAAACCGGCAUUCUCGCGGGAGUGGCGGCAUCAGCAGCAGCACAAGAUGCCUCCUCGGCUCCGCCUCCAGGACACAAACUGAUCAUGGAGUGCGGCACCAUCGAGAGCGACACCGUUCUCUCCGUAGCCAAAGCCGCCCAAGAAGUGCACGGCGUCACCUUCGUCGACGCGCCCGUGUCCGGGGGCCCGAUGGGCGCCGAGAAGGCCACGCUGACAUUCAUGGUGGGCUGCCCGCCGUCUGCGUCUGCUACAGUCUUCCCGCUCGUCCGGGCCCACCUCCGACAUAUGGGCAACGCCGAGGGCAUCUUCCUGUGUGGUGAUGUGGGCGCUGGCACCGCUUUCAAGAUCAUAAACAACUACCUAAGCGCAAUCACCUCCCUGGCAGCCGCCGAAGCGCUCAACAUCGGCGUGAAGGCAGGGCUCGACCCCAGACUGCUAACCGACGUCAUCAACGUCAGCGGCGGGCAGUGCUGGGUCACCAGCAAGGCGAACCCGGUGCCGGGGGUGCAGCCGGACGUGCCCAGCAGCAGGGGCUACGAGGGCGGGUUCCGCAUCGAGUUGUGCGCCAAGGUGCUGAGCAUGGGGUCGCGCCUGGCCGAGACGGUGGGCGCGCGGACGGUGCUGGACCGCCCGACGCUGGACGCCUUUGCAGAGGCCAUGGCGGACGAGAGGUACCGGGGGAAGGACGCGAGGGUUGUGUAUAAGUGGCUGAAUGAGAGCGGGAGGGCGUGA
Molecule: messenger RNA, 1005 nt
Organism: Chaetomium strumarium
Lineage: Eukaryota; Fungi; Ascomycota; Sordariomycetes; Sordariales; Chaetomiaceae
Product: NAD binding domain of 6-phosphogluconate dehydrogenase-domain-containing protein
Exons: 4
Coding region: 1-1005 (334 amino acids)
Biological process (GO): L-valine catabolic process
Cellular component (GO): mitochondrion
Molecular function (GO): NADP binding; 3-hydroxyisobutyrate dehydrogenase activity; NAD binding
Source: RefSeq, a predicted model, not a curated record